CUGCCGGCCGUCGGGAUUCGCAUCGUCGGAAGCAAACUUGGGGACGCCGGCGUAAAGGUCGUCGCCUUGCGGGUGGUUGAUGAUGUUCCCGGGCUCGCUGUUAGCGAUAAUGCGAUAUCGUCGAACAUGAACACCACAAUGUUCUCCUCCUUCAAUCUGCAAUCAACCCACGAUGAUCUUCUCCGCUUCUGGCCACUGCCACCAAGAGAUUGGUGCAAGCCCUGGGUGCCCAGAUCACGAAACUCCAGAUAUGACGAACCUGAUACCCCCGCACGAGCUCGUCGAGAAGAGGCGGUUCUUCAUCGAAAUUAGCAGCGGAGGGAACGGGGCCUCCACCGAUGGCGCCGCUGUCGUAGGAGGCGGUGGGAGCGGAGCCGAUCGUCGCUUCACAAGGAACAGAUCUCAUGUGUGAGGAUGAAAGCGGCAAUUUCAUCUUCCCACUAUCAUUGGCACCGGGGUAUGGAUACUCAUUUAUUCGAGGGUGUUAUAAUUAUACAACAAAAAUUCGACCUAUUUGUAGAACUUCAAAAGUUUAGGUACCAAAAUGUAAUACAAAAAAAUUUUAGGUACUAAAAUAUUUGUAGUCUUGUAGAUACCUAGCCAAACAUUUAAUGUAUAAUUUUUGAAAAUUCUAGCCCGGGUGAAAAAGAAAAACUCUAGAGAGAAACAAAAGGAAUACAACUAUAACUCGCUUAAAAUUUCACGCCUUCAAAUCUCAUAGUGAAAAAUGACGACUUUCUAAUAAGUAAUAACCAUAUAUAUUUAUUUUUAUUGGACUCGACAUUGAGUUGAAAAAGUUAGUGGUUCAUGGUUCAAUUUUUUUUUAUAAUGGCGAUAAACUAUUAUUACCAAACAAAAUAGACCUGUACAGACGCAAGAGAUCACACUUGAUAAUGGUUCAAUUAUUAAUUCUCUAGACCGUUGGUGAGGCGUCUUAAGUAUGGAUCUAUUCAUACUUGUGAUUAGAAUACAUAGAAAUAGUAUACUAAUUUGGAUUAUUUUUAAUAUUUCGCGUAAUGAGCAAAUAUUAAAUGACCUUAUCUUCUCCGACAGUUGAGUGAUACAACAUCUUGUAUGUUACAAAAAUAAAUUUAUACUUGUAUAUAUGUUAUGGUGGAUUGGAUUCAUGGAUUGGUUCAAAAGGAUUGGUGGAUUGGAUUCAUGGAUUCAAGUGAAAUCUACACAUUCGACCAAUCUGUAAAUUUAAAAAACUGUAGGUACGAACAUCUUGUUUGUUACAAACUAAAUUUAUACUUGUAUGUUAUGGUGAAUUGGAUUCAUAGAUUGGUUCAAAAAUAUUGAUGAAUUGGAUUCAUGGAUUUAAGUGAAAUCUAUACAUUAGACCAAUAUGUAAAUUAAAAAAAUUGUAGGUACAAAAAUCUCAUAAAAUUUUAGAUACCAAAACAUAAUUUUACAUUAAAAUUAAAUUUGGGGCAUCAAAAUGUGAAUUGUUACAUAGUGACUAAUUAGUAAUUUUUUAUGCAAUAAUAAUUGCACUUCACCUUUAUAUAUAGUAACUAGGUGGCAAUGGUGCGCCUUGUCGCGGAGUGAAGAUGUCCUAUGUGCAUGUAUUAUGUGCCCCGUUAUGGUGUUUAGUUAGUAUUAUUAGUCUAAAAUUAAUUUUUUAUUAACAAUUUUGUUAGUAAUAUUGACUUGACCAUAUGAUAUUGACUGAGAAGAGAUAUAUAGCGGUCAACAUCCAAUUGUAAUUUAUUUUGAAAAUUUUGGCUAGUAAAUGAUAUUUACCUAAAUCCGAGUAGACCCAUUGAUUAUAGGUAGGGUAUGGGUGACAUAUAUAUGGGUUUGGAAGUUUAUAGAUGGGUUUGGGUAGGGUUUGAAUAUUUAAUUCCAUAAUCAAAAUGUGUAUGAUAUGUGUAUGGAUACCCAUUUAUUCGAGAGUGUUUUAAUUACACAUAACAAAAAUUAAACCUAUUUGUAGAACUUUAAAAGUUUAGGUAUCAAAAUGUAAUACACAAAAAAUUAGGUACUAAUAUGUAAUGUUCCAUCAACAUUUUGAGGACUUAUAUGCCAAAAUAAAAUUUAGGUUAUAAAUCUAAAGAUCUAUUAAGUUUAGGUAUAAAACUGUAAUUUGCAUAGUUGAGGCUUAAUUCCUUUUAUGUUGAUGUAUUUAAGAUGAUAGCUAUAUACUUUUUUUAAUAAAAAAAUGAAAACUGUUUAUUUGAUAUGUGUAGAUACCUAGCCAAAUAUUUCAUGUAUAAGUUUUGAAAAUUCUAGUCUGGGUGAAAAAGAAAAACUAUAGAGAGAAGCAAAAGGAAUACAAACUGGAACUCGAUUAAAAUUCGACGCCCUCAAAUUCCAUAAUGGAAAAUGACGACUUUCUAAUAAGUAAUAACCAUAUAUAUUUAUAAUUGUCAUUAGAAUACAUAAAAAUAGUAUACUAAUUAGGGUUAGACGAAGAAGGCAAAUAAUGAAAUAAAGAAAGGGUUAUGGAAGACAAUUGAAAAAUGAAACGAAGAGGAAGUAGAUGAUGAAAAUGUUUUGACCAAUUCUUUUAGUUGAACGUCAAUACAACAAUCAACCAUUUUCACCGAAGCAAUUUAUUGACACUUGCUUAUGUAGAUGUCGCAUAUUUUAUUACAUGUAGUUAGUAGAAGUUUGUUUAGUAACCCGUAAAUGUACUAAAUGAGUUUAUAAAUUCUCUCUUUUAAUAUUUUAGAGUCGUCUCCCUUGUAUUGUACAAACUAAAUUUAUACUUUUAUGUUAUGGUGGAUUGGAUCAAAAGGAUUGGUGGAUUGGAUUCAUGGACUCAAGCGAAAUCUAAACACUGGACCGAUAUGUAAAUUUAGAUACCAAAACAUGAUUGUUCAAUGAUUUUAUAUUAAAAUUAAAUUUUGGGUAUCAAAAUGUAAAAUAUAAAUUAUAGUGACUAAGUUAUGAUUUAAUUAAAUUUGGGGUAUAAAAUGCAAAUAAUUAGGCAACAUUAACCAAGCUUCACAUUUAUAUAUAUUAAUACAUGUAGUUAGUAGAAGUUUGUUUAGUAACCCAUAAAUGUACUAAAUGAAUUUAUAAAUUCUCUCUUUUAAUAUUUUAGAGUCGUCUCUCUUGUAUUGUACAAAUUAAAUUUAUACUUUUAUGUUAUGGUGGAUUGGAUUCAUGGAUUGGUUCAAAAUGAUUGGUGGAUUGGAUUCAUGGACUCAAGCGAAAUCUAAACACUGGACCGAUAUGUAAAUUUAGAUACCAAAACAUAAUUGUUCAAUGAUUUUAUAUUAAAAUUAAAUUGUGGUUAUCAAAAUUUAAAAUUUACAUUAUAAUGACUAAGUUGUGAUUUAAUUAAAUUUGGGUAUCAAAAUGCAAAUAAUUAGGCAAUUGUAACCAAGUUUCAUAUUUAUAUAUAUGAAUAGUUAGAGGACAAUUAUCAUGGUUUAGAAACAUUAUCGAAAGUUACGUACUGGAUUCAUAUGUGUAUGAAAUUUCGUGGUACAACCGUAAUUCAACUUUUUUGUAUUGAUAAAUACUAUUUUUGUAAUAAUAAAAUAUUUUUUUGGUUAAAAACUGUACCAACUAUAACAUGAUCCGGAGUAAUACCAGAAUAUGAUCGGAAAAUACCUGAGAUAAAUUCAGAAGCUCUCUCUUCCCGUUGAUGAUUUUUUCGAAGACUUCCCCAUCUUGAGUUUCUACGGGGAUUCCUCUCAUCGAGCAGUUUCAGAGAUUUCAGGUUGUCCAGAAGCUCUCUCUUCCAUUUGAAGAUCUUUUUGAAGACUUUCCUAAUCCAUUUCUUGACCUCUCUUUCGAAAAUAUCACUGCAAAAGAGGAAAAUCGCCAUCAAAAUUCCAAGCAAAAGAAAGAAGAGGGAUAAAUUCUCAUGGACUAGUCAUGUGGCAUCUCUUCACAAGUUUAUUUUUUUCUACUAUGGAUUGAAGUGCAGGUUAAAAUGGGUCUAUGAUAAGGUUCAACUUGGUAAGAUGGAUUCUGUUGGUCGAGGAAUAUUGUUGGGGUGUGCCUACGGUGACUUGCAUGUCACGAUGACUUGCACUUUCCGGUCGACCUCAGUUAGGAUUAGGUCGACCUCAUUUAGAAUUCGGUCGACCUCAUAUAGGAUCUGGUCGACCUCAUUUAGGAUUCAGCCGACCUCAUAUAGGAUCAGGUCGACCUAAUCUGUUGUUUCAGUGUAAAAACAGUUCAUGGUGCCUACUUUGGAUAUUCAUAUCAUACAAUUGGCUAGAUGGAAAUUGAAUACUAAUGACUUGUUUUGAAGCUGGAGUGUCCCUCUACAUAUUGAAGUGAUUGAGAGCUCGAUAGAAAGUCCAGAAUACCAUUUUUGAACCUCAUCAAAAGGCUAUGCCAAAACUGGGAAACUGCCUAGAAAUGGCUAAGUGUGGAAACGUGUUUGUGAAGCCUAUUUUGGAGCUCAAUUCGAGAAGCAUGAAUGCGCGUCGAGUCCAGGAGCCUCUACCACAUUAAAUUAGGUAUAUUUUUAUACAAAUUCAAGGCAUUGGAUGAAAGAUUGGAUAUCUGUAAGGCUUCAAACAAAAGGGUCGAAGUUGCUACCAAGGCAGCCUUGGUAGCAACUUCGACCCUUUUGUUUGAAGCCUUACAGAUAUCCAAUCUUUCAUCCAAUUGCCUUUAUAUAAAAAAGAUACGUAAUUUAACGUGGUAAAGGCCCCUGGACUUGACUCGCAUCCAUGCUUCUCAAAUUGAGCUCCAAAGUAGGCUUGACAAAUACGUUGCCAGACUUAGCCAUUUUCAGGCAGUUUCCCAGUUUUGGCAUAGCCUUUUGGUCAUGUUCAAAAAUGGUCUUCUGGACUUUCUAUUGAGAUUCCAAGUACUUUAAUAUGUAGAGGGACACUUCAGCUUCAAAACAAGCCUUUAAUCUCCAAUUUCCAUCUAGCCAAUUGUAAGAUAUGAAUCUCCAAAGUAGGCACCAUGAAACUGUUUUUACACUGAAACAACAUAUUAGGUCGACCUGAUCCUAUAUGAGGUCGACGGAAAAGUGCAUAUUAUCGUAACAUGCAUGUCACCGUAGCAAAGUCCAAAUUGUUGUUGUCAUUAUAAGUUGCAUAGGCUUCUAUCCAACCUCUCAUUUAUUUUCAAACUUUGGGUAAACCAUAUGAAAGGGUGAAAUCAACGUCGUGAAAUUUAGCUGCUAUUAUAAGUUGUUGCUAGUCUGCUACCCUUCCACAUGCUGCCACACUAUUGGUUGAAAAUAAAAUGAAUUAAUUAUUAAUGGUUACUUUUUUGUGGACAUAAAUAAGAGAAACGGAAUGCAGAGGCGUGGGUUCUGGUGCUUAAAUCCAAAACCUUAAGCAGUUGCUUAAACUUCUCCUAUUGGCUUAUAGGAAAUUAGUUAAUCUAUGGAUGUUAGUUGUUAGUCGGUGGUUAAAGGGUAAUUAGGGCAUUAGGAGAUUUUAAUUAUUUUGAAAUCUAACGUAAUAUAUUUAGUUAGGGUUUAUACAUUUUCUCCGCCCUCGGUUUGUUUCAAGGAAAAUUUUUCCCCUCUCCCCUUCAACCUUCCGACUGUGCAUCUCCUCUUGCGGCUGCACAACAAUCUCCUCAUCAAGAUCCAGGAAACACAUGUUAGUUAUUAACAUUUUUAGUAUUUUUUUAUAGCUUGACCGAAUAUUUUAUUAAUACGUUUUUAGCGGUAUUUGACAUUAAACAUUGCAUCUGAAUAGUAAUAAUAAUUUCUUUUAUUUUCAAUGAACUUUUAUUUUCUUAUCAGUGAUUUCCUCAUUUGUUAUUAAUGGUUUUGAAUAUCAUUAUUAAAACCCUGAUGUCAUUUUUUAUAUCAAAGCCUAUCAUUUUUAACGUUUUUGUUUUAGAUUUGAACGAAAAACAACAUUUUGAUGAACACUUUGGAUGAUAUUUGAUAAUUAAAAUUAAGUCGGACUUUAUUGAUGUUUUGGGUUUAGUUUCAAGGAAAUAGUUUUUCGUUAUCAAGGAUUUAUUGUAUUGUUAUUAGAAGUUUAGUGCACAUGUGUGAAUGUUGGUUUGCUUGAACUACUAUUUUUCUUUACAUUGUCACAUGUGCACUAUGUCACAAGUGUUGAAGAUGUUGAAAAUCAAUAUUGUGCUUUAUGAUCAUUGAGAACGAUAAUUUAAAGAGAUAUCAAUUAAUCGCAAAAUGUUAACAAUGUCAUUGAAAGUCUUUGGAAGAGGGCCAUGAUGAGAAAAUUAUAAACUUGACGUGAAAAUGUGAAUCAUAAGUAAAGAGGUUGUAAAUUAAUGAUAUUGUUAUUCAAACUAUUAAUGAUAAUGUUACAUAACUUUAAUGAUUCAGUCAUAAGCGUUGAUGACAAAAUUGAAAAAAGGGUAACAAUUUUUCCAAAAUUGUUAAUAAUGUAAUUGUAAUGAAUUGAUAAGUAUAUUAGAAUUGUUGAUAAUUACAAUGUAUAGUAAUAAAUAAUUCAUUUCAUAAACGUUGAUAAUGUUAUUGCAAAAUGUUAAUACUAUAUUGCAAGUUACCACGAAGUGUGAGAGAGCGGAUAUUUUUUAAUUUUCAAUUUCCAUUUUAAAAAGGGACAAAUAUUAUGUUCUUGUUUUAUUAAAUACUAAAUAAUAAUAUUUAAUUGUAUUAAUUAUGAAUUUCCAUUCUAAUUAUAAUUGUAGUGGAGAGAGAGGGUUAUGGAGAAGGUCGGGAGAGAGAAAGAGAAACAUUAAUUGAUAAUAUUAAUUAUAAUCAUUAUAUUUACAUAAUACCAAAUUUACCCUCAACUACCUAUUAACUACUUACCUUCCACUAACUACCUAAUCCACUAUCAACCAAUAGGAAUAGUUUAAGCAUUUGCUUAAACCUAUAGGCUUAAGCACCGGAUCCAACCCGCUUCCUUCUGGGGGAUGUUGAACUUGAAUAAAUUAGUGGCAUCACAGGUCGGUAUUUGUUUCGCGAUAUCAAAUAUAUAUAUUUCUUGAUAUCGCGGAUUUGAUGAAUGACAUUUGUGUAAGGCUCUAAAUAAAGAAUUUUUGGAUUCAAAAGUUUCCCCCCAGGUGAAAGAGGGAUAAAAGUGGCUCCUCAUGUAACUCAAAAUAUAACAGUGAAUAAUUACAUUUUGAUACUACCGUUAAGUUUGGAAACAGAAAAUAUAUUGGUACAACUAUGUGCGAAGUUAUAUGAUUUAGUUGCAACUAAAUAAAUAGGUGGUCAACAUGCAACAAAAGCAAUACUUAGGGGUCGUUUGGAUGGAUUAAUUGUCAAUGUGGUAUUUGUAAUGUCCAAUAACUCAUUUAUUGCUCAUGUGGUCACUACAAGAAAAAUGAGCUUUAGCGGCUAAUAGUGGCGACACUUUAUAUAUCAGCCCCUAAAACUUUGUAUAUAGCGACAAUUUACUUAUUUGCCUUUAAAAGUUAUAUCAUUUGUCUCUAAUUCAUUUGUUUUUAUUUUAAAGUUAUAUGUAAGUUAUUAUUUUAGGGGCCGUUUACGGAAACUCGUUGAUGGGAAAAAUACUAGAGGCAUAUUGAAUUGCCAAUAAAAGUAUUAUAUGAUUACAUGCAAAAAAAAAUUGCCACUAAAACGAAGAGAAAGAAAGAAAGAACAAGGCAUUCUUUGUUAUUUUUAAAGAUGGGAACUUUAGUUAUUAUUUAUUCCCUUUGUAUUUUAUUUUAUCCUGCCCCUCAUGUCCUCAUUGUUCUAUCCGCCCUACGCCUACGGCCCUCGACCCCUAGUUUCGCACAGUAAUCAGUUCCCGACUUCUCUAGAAUUCCUUGUCAAGCCUUCUCCUCGCCGUGUUUCUUUCCUUCUCGCCGUUACUAUUCCGUUCACCACUAUCAAAUAACUCCCGUCUCAGUUCUUGUUCUUCUGAUUUAUACACCCGACGGUAUUCCUCGUCAUCUUUCUUACGUCCUCUAUGAUCAAAUUGAUUCGAUCACCAAUCCACAAGUGUAUUUUUGAUUUUAGGGUUAUAUUGGCUUCACCCACUUCCCACUCACUUUGCCUCAUUUCCCCCUAGUUCCAUCAGAUCCCGAGGAUUGAUGUUUCUUUCAUGUAAAAAUUAGGUUUUACAAACGAUAAUGAUUUGGGGGUUUCGAGGAGAGCGAGAUCGAGGUUGAUAUUUGCAUUGACGACGAAUGACAAGGUUUGGGUGUAAGGGUUUAAGCAAUUGGCGUUAUGAUUCUCUGAAUUCUUGUUCUUCUACAAUGAUUUCCUUGCACCUGUUUUUAUUUUAUUUUAUUAAAUCCUUUAUUUGUUCCAUGAUGAUUCUUUUUCUUCUAAGGUUAUACACCUAUCGCUUUGAUGUUUGGAAACCUUAAGUUCAAGGAUUCUGUAGAGGAAUUCUAUUUGGUAAUUAAUUCCACUUUUCUAUCAUACCAUGUUCAGAGCUUGAUGUAUCGAUUGAGUAAGGAUGAUGUUGUCAUGAGGUGGCAUCGGGUAGAUGCCCUUUGUUCCUCGUCUGAUGUUCUUGGGAAGCAAUUUCUUGGGUUAUUUCCGGGGUGGUCUUAUUCGUGGCCUUCUAUGAUUUCCUUUCCAUUUGUUGUUUCCGAUGGAUUCCUUUCUUGAUCUUGUUAAACUUUGUUUCUUUUUCCUGUACACCUCUGGCAUAUUUUGUUGGUAAUGGAUUUUCACCUUCAUAAAAAAAAUUGUGUAGAGAAGUUGCAUUCUAUCACGGGUUUGGAAUCAUGCAGAGGUAUUUCAAACCCUUUCUCGAAAUGUUUGUUUAAUCUCAUUAUGCUCUUUUACUAAUGGUUGUUAAUGCCUUCUCGUGUGGUUGCUCUCCUGUGUAGGGAUUUUAACUCUUAAGUCCACAGUCUGCUGAUGGAUAAAAGUAUAUGCUUAUG
Molecule: messenger RNA, 8730 nt
Organism: Linum trigynum
Lineage: Eukaryota; Viridiplantae; Streptophyta; Magnoliopsida; Malpighiales; Linaceae
Source: the annotation of a GenBank genome assembly